Molecule: messenger RNA, 2435 nt
Organism: Pseudophryne corroboree (corroboree frog)
Lineage: Eukaryota; Metazoa; Chordata; Amphibia; Anura; Myobatrachidae
Gene: PAFAH1B1
Product: platelet activating factor acetylhydrolase 1b regulatory subunit 1
Exons: 11
Coding region: 628-1860 (410 amino acids)
Biological process (GO): establishment of mitotic spindle orientation; microtubule organizing center organization; brain morphogenesis
Cellular component (GO): cytoplasmic microtubule; kinetochore; neuron projection
Molecular function (GO): dynein complex binding; microtubule plus-end binding
Source: RefSeq, a predicted model, not a curated record
CCUGCCGUCCACGCCUAGACAGCAGCAACAGCUCCCGCGCCUGCGCGUACUCCCUGCCCCGCCUUCUCCCCCCCACCAGCAGCCGGCCGCUCGCUCCCUCCUCCCCCCACAGCGGUUGAUAUGACGUCACCGCGCUGCUGCUGAUCCCCGUUUCGUUGACAGCGCGGCGGCGGCGACUGCCCAAAGUGCCCGGCGGAAGGGACGGUGCGGAGAGGAGGACGCGGGACACCGAGCAGGGUGGAGGAGGGCUCACCGCCUGUGGAGGAUAACACGCACUGCACUGAGGGCCCGGAUUUCGCGCCGCGCCCAGCCCGUCAUCUCCAUUCCCCGCACACCGGCUUCCCUGCGUCAGUGUCCCUCCCCUCCGUGUGUGUGAGCCGUGCCCGCCCUGCCUCAGGAGCUGCCGGCCCUGCAGCGGCCAUCGCCCGUCGGAUGAGUCCUCCGGUGGAAUGAACCCUCCACGUUGAAUGACUCCAAGCUUUCUUUGGGAUAUUGCUUGUGGCUACAACGUUUCUCUUAGCUGAAGCCACUCUGUGGCCGAAUUCAUUGCAGAUCCGGAGUUCCUUAGGAUUUGUGUACUCCUGAAGGUCUCCAUUGCUGUUUUGAUCUCCUGGGACUUCAUUCAUCAUGGUCUUGUCACAGAGACAACGAGAUGAGCUAAAUCGAGCGAUAGCAGACUACCUUCGUUCCAAUGGCUAUGAAGAGGCUUACUCUGUUUUUAAGAAGGAAGCAGAGCUAGAUAUGAAUGAAGAGCUAGAUAAGAAGUAUGCCGGCCUGCUGGAAAAGAAAUGGACAUCUGUUAUCAGAUUACAAAAGAAGGUUAUGGAAUUAGAAUCCAAGCUAAAUGAAGCAAAAGAAGAGUUUACUUCUGGGGGACCGAUUGGCCAAAAGAGAGACCCCAAAGAGUGGAUACCGCGCCCUCCUGAAAAAUAUGCACUUAGUGGUCAUAGGAGUCCUGUCACUCGCGUCAUUUUCCAUCCAGUGUUUAGUGUUAUGGUCACAGCUUCAGAGGAUGCAACAAUUAAGGUGUGGGACUAUGAGACAGGAGAUUUUGAACGCACACUCAAGGGACAUACAGACUCUGUGCAGGAUAUUUCAUUUGACCACUCUGGCAAGCUUCUGGCCUCUUGCUCUGCUGACAUGACUAUCAAGCUAUGGGAUUUCCAAGGAUUUGAGUGUAUUAGGACCAUGCAUGGUCAUGAUCACAAUGUGUCUUCAGUAGCUAUAAUGCCUAACGGAGAUCAUAUAGUGUCUGCUUCAAGGGAUAAAACCAUUAAGAUGUGGGAGGUCCAGACCGGGUAUUGUGUGAAGACUUUCACAGGGCACAGAGAAUGGGUCCGUAUGGUGAGGCCUAACCAAGAUGGUACACUGAUUGCAAGCUGUUCUAAUGAUCAAACUGUUCGCGUUUGGGUGGUAGCAACAAAAGAAUGCAAAGCAGAGCUUAGAGAACAUGAACAUGUUGUAGAGUGUAUUUCUUGGGCUCCCGAAACCUCACAUUCCACUGUAUUGGAUGCCACAGGAUCUGAGACCAAGAAGAGUGGUAAGCCAGGACCCUUUCUGCUAUCAGGAUCCAGAGACAAGACUAUUAAGAUGUGGGAUGUCAGUACUGGCAUGUGCCUGAUGACACUUGUUGGCCAUGAUAACUGGGUACGUGGAGUUCAGUUUCACCCAGGAGGAAAAUUUAUAUUGAGCUGUGCCGAUGAUAAAACCCUUCGCAUUUGGGACUAUAAGAACAAGCGCUGCAUGAAGACCUUAAACGCGCAUGAACAUUUUGUUACCUCUUUGGAUUUCCACAAGACUGCACCGUAUGUGGUCACUGGAAGUGUAGAUCAAACAGUAAAAGUGUGGGAGUGCCGUUGAUUUGAAUUCACCUUGGAUCACCCAUCGCCUCCCCCCUUUCCUCUGGAUGCACUCAGAUACCAUGGUUACCCAUUGAGCUCUGUUAAAUACCUAUUGUCCUUUCAUGUAAAUUAUUCUGGAUGUAGAUUGAGCUUAUUAAAUGUUACACAAAAAGUAUUCCUGCAUGGUGAAUCCAAAUUGUAUACUGUAAAUUUACAUACGUUGUCUAGAAGUACCAUAGGUUUAAGAACAUGGGCAGGCAUUGGUCACAUCAGACCUAACAGGCAAGCAGAGGGUAAUUCUGGGGUGUCCCUUACUCUACCUGCAGAAUCGUGCCUGUCACUCUGUCUCCAUUUGUGGUUCCCUGGAUCAGUGGGCUCACGUCAGAAGCACAUCUUUGUGGGGCUUUUUUUGAAAAGUAAUGUGGAUCUACUACACUAUUUUUAGUGAGCUUUAAAAUUGUACACUUCGCGUUGGAGUGCCUGCAGAAUCGGAUUCUUUGUGUUGCGGCAGCACUUGUCUUUUAUGUAUGUAAAAAUUACUGCAAAACAUAGCACUAAAUAUUUUGUUGCAGGUAUUAAACUUCCCACAACAUU